Gryllus bimaculatus (two-spotted cricket) is the source of this 264-nucleotide messenger RNA. The record is from the annotation of a GenBank genome assembly. Lineage: Eukaryota; Metazoa; Arthropoda; Insecta; Orthoptera; Gryllidae.
AUGCUUGUCACAGCAGCAAACGCCGAGGAAGAUGUGGAGUAUUCUCCUAUCUUCCCUAGACCAUUUCAUCCAGGAAUCAUCCCUUGUCUUCCGAGAAAAGAUUGCAGUACAGUACUUUGCAAAAAGAUUUGCCCUGAAGACUGCCCGAGCGGUCAGUGCGGCGAGCAGUGCCGAUUCUUCGUCCCGAACAACGCGCGAUGUGGACCUGGCCUGAGGUGCGGGCCCUACGGGCAAUGCGAGUACAAGCCUGGCUUCCACCCCGGC